This is a messenger RNA of Paramecium sonneborni, 361 nucleotides long. NCBI's taxonomy places the organism in Eukaryota, Ciliophora, Oligohymenophorea, Peniculida, Parameciidae. The record is from the annotation of a GenBank genome assembly.
AAAUGAGUUUAAGUUAAGUAAGAUAAUCUUAUCUACAUGUAAGGCAGGUCGUUAAGCAAUAAAUCCAAUAACAGGAGAAUCUAGAUUUUAAGCACCAGAUUAUCGUCGCUCAUAAGAAGUAAAGAAUGAACCAACAAGAACAGCCGAAUCAAGGAGAAACUUUGCAAAUACUUCUGUGCCUGUUGAGAAUUUUGAACAAAGUUAGCUAUAAAUGGAUAGAUUAGCUCAAUUAUAGGAUUAAGUGUAAAUGCUGGAAAAGUAACUUACAUAAGAAGUUAAAAGAAAUUCAAAGAUGUUAGUUGAAUUGGAAAGAGAAGUAAGAACAAGAGGAUAAAUGGGAGAUGUAUAAAUGAAAUAAUGA